Vicia faba (fava bean) is the source of this 1830-nucleotide messenger RNA. Lineage: Eukaryota; Viridiplantae; Streptophyta; Magnoliopsida; Fabales; Fabaceae. The record is from the annotation of a GenBank genome assembly.
AUGAAGAUAUCAUCAUCAAUAGUGAAUCUGAAGUCACUCACUUUUCCAUCAAAAUUCAACUCUUUCUCUUCUCUCGCAACUAUAUCUAAUCACAACAACAUCAACAACGAUAAACCAUCCAAUGCAAUCGAUCGAAUCCUUCUCCGCUUUCGCAUACUCUCCCGUCAUCACGAUGAUGAUGAACCGCCACAUCAGUUUUUGCACCGCCACUGCCUUCGCUCCGAUGACGCCGUUUUUCCAUCGGACAACCAAGACCAGAAAGUAUUCGACAAGAACCAAGUAAUGGCACCGUGUUUGGCGGAGGAAGAACUGAAUCGGUUGAAAACUAUCGGAAUGCAUCUCAAGGAGAAAAUUAGUAUCCCUAAAUCUGGUCUCACGCGUCCUGUUCUCCACAAAAUUCAUCAUCGAUGGAACAAUUGUGAGGUCGUGAAGCUCAAGUUUCAUGACUUGCUUGCUCAAAAUAUGAACCUUGCUCAUAACAUCCUUCAGCAUCGAACCGGAGGAUCAGUUAUAUGGAGGUCAGGGAGUGUAAUGUGGGUGUACCGCGGCGAAAACUAUCAAGGACCAACAACAAAUACCAAACAUAGUUCAAAGAGUGAGUCAGUUGUGUGUAAUCAACAACAACAUGAUAACAUGACGCCCGAGGAGGUGGAGUUUAACCGGAUGCUUGAUGCUUUUGGUCCUCGUUUUGUUGAUUGGUGGGGUACUGGAAUACUUCCUGUUGAUGCUGAUUUGCUUCCCCCUAUAGUUCCUGGUUACACAACACCUCUUAGGCUUCUUCCUACCAAAAUACGUCCGCGACUUACCAACGACGAGCACACAAAAAUGCUCAAACUUGCAAAAGCUCUUCCUUGUCAUUUUGCCUUGGGGAGAAAUAGAAAUCUUCAAGGUCUAGCAUGUGCUAUUCUUAAGCUUUGGGAGAAAAGUUUGGUUGCAAAGAUUGCUGUCAAGCUUGGUGUCCAGAAUACAAACAAUGAACUGAUGGCUCUGGAGUUGAAGAAAUUAACAGGUGGUACCUUACUGCUAAGGAAUAAAUAUUACAUCGUAAUAUAUCGCGGGAAGGAUUUCGUUCCAGCCAAUGUGGCUGCCAUUUUAUCUGAAAGACAGCAAUUGAAGAAACAGGUGCAGGAUGUUCAGAAGAAGGUGCAACACAGAGCUGUUGAUAUAACGGGGGAAGAUGAAACAAAUGCACAAGCAGGAAUGUUGUCUGAGUUCAAUGAGGCUCAAGCAUUCCGAGGAAGGGAAAUAUCUCCUGUAGAAUGUGAGAAGAUUAUGAAAGAGGCUGAUGAAGCGAGUAAUGUUAGGCUUAUGAAAAAAAUGGAACGCAAUCUAGUUGUUAUACAUGAAGAGGCCGAUGCCAAAAAGUCAAGAGCAGAAAAGCUAUUAACUAAAAUAGAUGAAUCUAUGAUUCCAGCUGGUCCAGAUAAUAGGAGGGAAACAAUCACAGAUGAAGAACGUGCUAUGUUCCGUGUGGUUGGUUUAAAAUUGAAGGUGUACAUACAACUUGGUACACGUGGUGUUAUUGAUGGUGUCAUUAAGAAUAUGCAUUUGCAUUGGAGGCAUCGAGAACUUGUUAAAUUAAUAACAAGAGAAAAAACCCUUGCUUUUGUUGAAGAAAUAGCUGGUUUACUAGAAUACAAGAGUGGUGGAAUACUAGUAUCAAUAGAUAGACUUCCCAAAGGAUUUUCUCUUAUUUACUAUCGUGGAAAGAGUUAUAGGUCGCUAAUUACUCUCCAACAUAGAAACCUUUUAAUGAAAGCAAAAACAUUGCAGCGUUCAACAUCCAUGCAACGACACGAGAGUGAGGAUGAAGGCUUAUCAUCUUGGUGA